UCGGUGACAAGAGUUUAUCAGGAAAUAUCCUAUACUGUUCAGGAAUUAGCUCAAGAAAUAGAGAGAAAGAUGAACUUGAAUGACCUUUUUGCAGAGCGGGACAUUUUCAAAGAGGUAAAUGGAAGCCUACACUCUUCGCCCGGACUUGAGCGGAGCGUUCCGGAGGGUCACAGAAAGAGAAAGAGGACCAUCUUCAGUCGCGCUCAACUUACAGAGCUGGAAAAAGCAUUUGCAGUGACACCAUAUCCCGACAUCACUCUGCGAGAAAGACUGGCCGCGUUGACGCGCUUACCGGAAAGCAAGAUACAGGUGUGGUUCCAAAACAGACGUGCCCGCAGUAUUAAAAGUACCAAACCAACUAAGAGAGGACCAAGCAGUGGUAUCUCUGUGAGUUGUACCUCAGAUUCUCCCUUUCUAUGCAACACCUUUAGUUCCUCAAACAAUCAUGACAUAUCUAGACCACAUCAAAGUCAUAUUGGAGGACAGCCAAACCACACAGACUGGGUCAAACUUCACAGCUCUCCCUUGGUCCAAGAGGUUUAUUCCAGGGCACCAAACUUUCCAGAAAUUCUGACUUGGGAGAAUGACCAUCAGAGCAUGCACCUGGAAUCUUUUGGAGUUUCUGGAUGCAACAGCAACCAAAGCCACUCAUCCUUGAUAAGUGCAAAUGGAUUCGCACAGUCCUGCACUGUCACCCCAGGAUACUGGCACCACAAGGCACACUCUGUCCCCAAGGCAAAGGUCAGAUAUGCUCACAUUCCAGAGGACCAGACUGUUCCUCCACAUCCACCGCAGGCAUACUGGGAUGAGAGCAAGGGACAGGGACACCUUCUUGUGGGCACCCAAACCUCCAUGGGAUACAUCUCUGACUUGAUCUAUAAUGCCGCUGUUGUAACUAACUUUAUGGAGUUCUAGUAUCUUUUACUGACAUUGUAUUUUUAGUUAGUUAAGGACUUGUGCAUCACCUGUGUUGUAUCCAGAUCUCAUCCUAUCCCAACCAAUCAUCAGCAUGUUUGUGUUACAUGGUGUGAGGCUCUCAGCCAUGCUCGCAUAAUACAGUAUGUAGCCUAUAUCAGAGGGGUUUGCAUGCAUGCAUGUAAUUCUUUUGUCUCACUUGAUUCAUGUCAUGGCAAAGGUUAGAGGUAGAGUUGUUCCAUGAUAUCCGGAUUAGAUUUUUUUUGUCUUUGCAGAUAUCUGGCAUGACUGAAAUGAUUAUUUUUCAGAGUAAAAAUAUUUUCCCAUGAAUGCCGAUGGUCAGACAAAUAAGAAAUAAAUUAAAAAUACCCAAAGCUCAAGGACUAUCAGCUUACCGUCUCUUUAAUUCAAGCUGGAUUUAAGGUCUCCUGUGCUGUAAUACAGUAGAGGUAUGACCAGUGUCUCACGGCUCACUAGCCUGCUGGACAGUGAACCAUGCAUAUCAUAAUCAUCUCUAAAACCAAAUAAUCUUUCAAUCAAUCCUUAAUCCGGGUGUCAAAUCUCAGUUCUUUGAGACUU
Messenger RNA from Sardina pilchardus (European sardine), 1494 nucleotides. RefSeq names its product homeobox protein SEBOX-like. Gene Ontology annotation, molecular function: DNA binding. The record is from RefSeq and is a predicted model, not a curated record. Bases 70 to 915 code for a protein of 281 amino acids. The transcript has 3 exons. NCBI's taxonomy places the organism in Eukaryota, Metazoa, Chordata, Actinopteri, Clupeiformes, Clupeidae.